AGGGGAGUUUCUGCCCUUCAGAUAUAUGCCACUGCUACGCCUAGUUGAAUGCGGGGAAAAGGGCUUGCCCUAGACUUUGGGAGAAGGGGGGCGACAGGGUGCAGUACGCAUCGGUGCACAGUCUAAUUUACUAUAAAGCGUGACCUGUGAUAUUCCUUGUCUUGUCACUAGCGUGAACAGUGUGACACCCGACCAGCUCCUCGAAAUCACGAAAAGCCGAUUGCUCUUAUAGUUAUUUAUCAUUCUCUAAGCGAUGCUUCUCUGCUGAAUAACGAACAGUUUAGCUAACCCUGAGACAUUUUAUACCUUUAAAACCUUUGUAAUAUUAUGGACACGGGCUACUCCCAUCAAUUCCAUUAUAUUUGCACUACCAACAGACGCCGUUUUUGCAUACGAAUUGGAUACAUGCACACCAUUUUGUUUCUGCUUCAGUAUGCACGGAUAUUGUGUAUCUUAACAAAUCUGCAGUGUUGUUGAAAUGUUGGCUUCAGUUUGCAGUCCAUCAACUUUGUCAUGUUGUUGAAGUAUGUCUUGUAUGCUGGUUGUAUUUGUAUCCGCCAGUUCUGGGAUAACUAUUAAAUUCGAGAGUCAUUCUAAACCUUUUACCUUUUUUUCUGGAGGGAUAUUUUGUGGUGCACAAAACGCCUGAGGAAAUAUGGAGGCAAAAGUUAUAAUAUGAGCGCCGGUCUGCAGUGGAGAAAUUCUAGCUCAUGUGACUGCUCAAGCCACGUGUGACAAGAAAACAUUGGCCACAACGUCUCAGGACUUGACUGGACAGCUCAGCCUUCACUACAGUCUACAUGUAUUUGUGAUGGUCUGACUAAUGUGGCGCUUUCCCAAGGUUACAUAGGACCAAACUUCAUUAUCAAAUCUAGGUCAAGCUGACUCCAGCUUGGGGAACAACUACACCCCCCCCCCCACACACACCAAUUAAAAGAAAAGCGAAUGUGGAAAGAGAUUAUUUUUUGUCAGUGUUUCAACUGCCGUUCUCUCAGAAGGAAUAGUUGGGCUGUGGUAACCAUCAUUUGAUGACUCUGCCAAAGGCAUGGGCACACUGUGCUGUUAAGUUGUUUGUAUUAGCAUCCAUUCAGUGCCCUUUGUAUCUACUGCAUGGUGAAAGGAGACCACGAGCUGGACACUUCUCAGAUGAGGAUGAGGAGGGUGCUGGCAGGAGGGUCCCGCUCUCGCCCCUGGACAGGUUCUUCUCGGAUGACGAGUCCCUCAAGGAGCAGAGGAAGAAGAAGCCGGCCAAGCUAAAAGAGGGGAAGAUGCCCAAGGUCAAGAAGAAGAAAAAAGAGGUGGCUGCUGUGAGUGAACACGAGGACACCUCCGACAGAGACGAGGACGACCACAGGCGAGAGAGGUCAGGCAGCGAGAGCAGCACCUACGCCUCCAUGAAGAAGAAGAAGAAGCCCAGGGAGAAGAAAGAGAAGAAGACCAAACGCAGGAAGAGGGAGGAGGAGGAAGAGGAUGACGACGAUGAUGAUGGGAAUAUGAAGGAGCCAAAGUCCUCCAGUCAGCUGAUGCUGGAGUGGGGGCUGGAGGAUGUGCUGUAUGCCUUCUCUGAGGAGGACUACAAGACCAUCACCAACUACAAGGCCUUCAGCCAGUUCCUCAGGCCCCUCAUUGCCAAGAAGAACCCCAAGAUCCCCAUGUCUAAAAUGAUGACUGUCCUGGGGGCCAAGUGGAGAGAGUUCAGUGCCAACAACCCGUUCAAGGGCACCUCUGCCACGGCCGUGGCUGCCGCUGUAGCUGCUGCCGUGGAAACGGUCACCGUGUCGCCACCCAUCUCCCUCAGCAGCAGCGUCCAGCAGGCGUCGCAGCCAGGGCCAAUCAGAAAAGCAAAAACCAAAGAAGGAAAAGGGCCGGGGGUUAGGAAGAAGAGUAAAAGUGUGAAGGACGCGAAGAAGAAGGGCAAAGGCAAGAAGACCAAAUCAAAGUCAAGCCAGAGUGCCAAGAGGAAAAAAGCAUCAUCGAGCGAGGAGGACUUCCUGGAUGAGUCGGACUUUGAUGAUGUCAGCAUCCACAGCGCAUCCGUCCUCUCGGACACCUCGGGGGCACCCAAGAAGAAGACGGCAACGCCGACGCCGACGACGGCAGCAGCGGCGGCUCGCCGUGGUCGCAAGAAGAGGAAAAGAGAGGAUGGUGACGGCUAUGAGACGGACCACCAGGACUACUGUGAGGUGUGCCAGCAGGGCGGCGAGAUCAUCCUGUGCGACACCUGCCCCCGCGCCUACCACCUGGUGUGCCUGGAGCCUGAGCUGGAGAAGGCCCCCGAGGGAAAGUGGAGCUGCCCCCACUGUGAGAAGGAAGGCAUACAGUGGGAGCCCAAGGAUGAAGAGGAGGAGGAAGAGGAGCCGGUGGGCGAGGAAGAGGACGACCACAUGGAGUUCUGCCGGGUGUGCAAGGACGGCGGCGAGCUGCUGUGCUGCGACACCUGCCCCUCCUCGUACCACAUCCACUGCCUCAACCCGCCCCUGCCCGAGAUCCCCAACGGGGAGUGGCUUUGUCCCCGCUGCAUGUGCCCCCCUCUCAAAGGUAAGGUGCAGAAGAUCCUACACUGGAUGUGGGGGGACCCUCCCCUGCCUGCGGAGCUGCCCCCCGGGGCGGACGGCGAGCCCCCUGACCCCCUGGCCAAACCCCCCCUGAAGGGGCGCCCUGAGCGGAUGCUGUUUGUUAAGUGGGCUAGCCUCUCCUACUGGCACUGUUCCUGGGUCAGCGAGCUGCAGCUGGAGCUCUACCACACGGUCAUGUACCGUAACUACCAGCGGAAGAACGACAUGGACGAGCCGCCGCCGUACGACUACGGCUCCGGGGAGGAGGAGCUGAACAUCGAGAAGAGGAAGAGCAAAGACCCGCAGUACGCCGUCAUGGAGGAGCGCUUCUACCGCUACGGCAUCAAGCCCGAGUGGAUGAUCAUCCACCGCAUCGUCAACCACAGUUUUGACAAGGACGGGGAUUUGCAUUACCUCAUUAAGUGGAGAGACCUGUCAUAUGACCAGUGCACCUGGGAGGUGGAUGACUUUGACGUUCCAGAGUAUGACAACAUGAAGCUGUCUUAUUGGGAUCACAGGGGGCAGAUGCUGGGUGAGGACCAUCGCCCCCUGGUGGUGAGAAAGGAUAAGAGCUCCUCUAAGGAGGAGAAGAAGAGGGAAGCUCCUCCUGAGAAACCAGUGGUAGAUCCCACCAUUAAAUUCGAGCAGCAGCCCUGGUACGUCAACGCCACCGGGGGCACCCUGCACCCGUACCAGCUGGAGGGCCUGAACUGGCUGCGUUUCUCCUGGGCGCAGGGCACCGACACCAUCCUGGCCGACGAGAUGGGCCUGGGCAAGACUGUGCAGACCAUUGCCUUCCUCUACUCGCUUUACAAGGAGGGUCACUCCAAAGGGCCAUAUUUGGUCAGCGCUCCCCUGUCCACCAUCAUUAAUUGGGAGAGGGAGUUUGAGAUGUGGGCGCCAGAGUUCUACGUGCUGACCUACACCGGCGACAAAGACAGCCGCGCGGUCAUCCGUGAGAACGAGUUCACCUUCGAGGACAGCGCUGUCAAAUCUGGCCGCAAGGUGUUCCGAAUGAAGAAAGAUACGCCCAUCAAAUUCCACGUCUUGCUGACCUCAUACGAGCUGAUUACCAUUGAUCAGGCCAUUCUGGGCUCAAUUACCUGGGCCUGCCUGGUGGUAGAUGAAGCACACAGGCUUAAAAAUAACCAAUCAAAGUUUUUCAGAAUUCUGAAUGGCUAUAAAAUCGACUACAAGCUGCUCCUGACUGGAACGCCCCUGCAGAACAAUCUAGAAGAGCUCUUUCAUCUGCUCAACUUCCUUACUCCAGAACGCUUCAAUAACCUGGAUGGCUUCCUGGAGGAGUUUGCAGACAUCUCCAAGGAGGACCAGAUCAAGAAGCUGCACGACCUGCUGGGCCCCCACAUGCUGCGCCGGCUGAAGGUCGACGUCUUCAAGAACAUGCCGGCCAAGACGGAACUCAUCGUUCGCGUGGAGCUCAGUCCUAUGCAGAAGAAGUACUACAAGUUCAUCCUCACACGGAACUUUGAGGCCCUGAACUCAAAGGGUGGGGGCAACCAGGUGUCCCUGCUCAACAUCAUGAUGGACCUCAAGAAGUGCUGCAACCACCCUUACCUGUUCCCCGUGGCCGCUGUGGAGGCCCCAGUUCUCCCGAAUGGUUCCUAUGACGGGAACCAGCUGGUAAAGUCCUCAGGCAAACUCACUCUGCUGCAGAAGAUGCUGAGGAAGCUCAAGGACGAGGGCCACCGAGUGCUCAUCUUCUCUCAGAUGACGAAGAUGCUGGACCUGCUGGAGGACUUCCUGGAGAAUGAGGGCUACAAGUACGAGCGGAUAGACGGAGGCAUCACUGGUGGCCUGAGGCAGGAAGCCAUAGACCGCUUCAAUGCUCCUGGAGCACAGCAGUUCUGUUUCCUGUUGUCGACGCGAGCUGGUGGGCUGGGCAUCAACCUGGCCUCAGCAGACACAGUCGUCAUCUAUGACUCCGACUGGAACCCCCACAAUGACAUCCAGGCCUUUAGCAGAGCGCACCGCAUCGGGCAGAACCGCAAGGUGAUGAUCUACCGCUUCGUGACGCGGGCCUCGGUGGAGGAGCGCAUCACGCAGGUGGCCAAGCGCAAGAUGAUGCUGACCCACCUGGUGGUGCGGCCCGGCCUGGGCUCCAAGACCGGCUCCAUGUCCAAGCAGGAGCUGGACGACAUCCUCAAGUUCGGCACCGAGGAGCUCUUCAAAGACGACAUCGAGGCCAUGGGCCUCUCUCGUUCUGUCUUCGUCCCCAAAGGGGACAACAAGGAUGGGGAGGAGGGCAGCGUGAUCCACUACGACGACGCGGCCAUCUCCAAGCUCCUGGACCGCAGUCAGUGCACCAACGAGGACACGGAGAUCCAGAACAUGAACGAGUACCUGAGCUCCUUCAAGGUGGCCCAGUACAUGGUGCGAGAGGAGGACGGAGAGGAGGAGCCUCAGCGUGAGAUCAUUAAGCAGGAGGAGAACGUGGACCCAGACUACUGGGAGAAGCUGCUGAGGCACCACUACGAGCAGCAGCAGGAGGACCUGGCCCGCAACCUGGGCAAAGGCAAGCGCGUGCGCAAGCAGGUCAACUACAAUGACACCUCCCAGGAGGACCAAGAGUGGCAAGAUGAUCUUUCAGACAAUCAGUCCGAGUAUUCCCUGGGGUCCGAGGACGAGGACGAAGACUUCGAGGAGAGGCCUGAAGGAGGUCGCAGACAAUCACGAAGACAGCUGAAGAGUGAGCGGGACAAGCCUCUACCACCGCUGUUGGCUCGUGUCAGUGGCAACAUUGAGGUGCUGGGCUUUAAUGCGCGCCAGCGUAAGGCUUUCCUCAAUGCCAUCAUGCGCUGGGGAAUGCCCCCUCAGGACGCCUUCAACUCCCACUGGCUGGUGCGGGACCUCCGGGGCAAGAGUGAGAAAGAGUUCAGGGCCUAUGUGUCCCUCUUCAUGAGGCACCUGUGUGAGCCAGGUGCAGACGGAGCAGAGACUUUUGCUGACGGCGUCCCGCGAGAGGGACUGUCCCGCCAGCACGUCCUCACCCGCAUCGGCGUCAUGUCUCUGGUCCGCAAGAAGGUGCAGGAAUUUGAGCACGUCAACGGGAAGCUGAGCUCCCCAGACCUGAUCCCUGCGGGGCUGGAGCUGAAGAAGCUGACGGAGGGCAUCUCCUCCGACCCCAACACCCCCGUCCUCGCCAGCCCCUAUCCCACCCAGCCCAGCACGCCUGUGCCCUCAGAGAAGGCAGAGUCGGCCUCGGGACCUGCUGAGGAAAAGGAGGCCACUGAGAACACUGACGGGGCCAAAGCCGCAGAACCUGAGGGGCCCGCCGGAUCCGAGCCCUCCCCUGCUCCAGAGAAGCAGCCCGAGGGCGAGGAGUCCAAAGGAAUCUCGGAGGACAAACCUGCGGAGGAGAGUGAGAACACGGAGACAGCGGCCGCACAGUCAGGCCCAGCAGCCAAUCCCACGCAGCCCUCGGGCAAACAGACAGAGUCAUCUACCAGCCUGACAGCGGCUGCUACAGCAGACACAUGCAGAGAAGCAGAAAAGCCCCAGGAGAAGCCUGAGGGUGAAACUCCCUCUUCCAAAGAGGACAAAGAGCAGAAAGCAGCCUCCUCGGACGAGCCCAAAGCAGAGGACGUCCCCGAGAGCCAGCUGAACGGAGAGAGGGACUCCAGGGACGAGACGGACGAGAGCCUGAAGGACGUGAAAAAUGACUGCAAGACCAAGUUCAUGUUCAACAUCGCCGACGGAGGCUUCACAGAGCUGCAUACCCUGUGGCAAAACGAGGAGCGAGCAGCCAUGUCUUCGGGCAAGACGUACGAGAUAUGGCACCGCAGGCACGACUACUGGUUGCUGGCUGGCAUCGUCACACACGGCUACGCCCGCUGGCAGGACAUUCAGAAUGACCCUCGCUAUGCCAUCCUCAACGAGCCCUUCAAGACCGAAAUACACAAGGGCAACUACCUGGAGAUGAAGAACAAGUUCCUCGCCAGACGCUUUAAGUUGCUGGAGCAGGCGCUGGUGAUCGAGGAGCAGCUGAGGCGGGCGGCCUACCUGAACAUGACCCAGGACUCCACCCACCCGGCCAUGGCCCUCAACACGCGCUUCACCGAGAUGGAGUGCCUGGCCGAGUCCCACCAGCACCUGUCUAAGGAGUCCCUGGCCGGGAACAAGCCUGCUAAUGCUGUGCUUCACAAAGUGCUCAACCAGCUGGAGGAGCUGCUGAGCGACAUGAAGGCGGACGUCACGCGCCUGCCCUCCAUGCUGUCGCGGAUCCCCCCGGUCUCGGCUCGCCUGCAGAUGUCUGAGAGGAGCAUCCUGAGCCGCCUCACCAGCCGCGGCAACGAGCCGCCACCGCAGCAGCCAUACCCUCCGGGCACCUAUGGGUGCUCUCAGAUGUACAGUGGCAGUUUCGGCGGGGGGUUCCGAGGGCCCGGGGGAGCCCUGAUCAACUACAGCCAGAUGCCUCUGGGACCCUACGUCAGUGUGUCCUCCAGUGGACCUCCUCCAUCUGGAUACCUGGAGAAGAAAUCCAGUGACCCUCUGAGAGACGUCAACACCCCUGACCUGAAGUCAGGGAAGCCCAACGACGUCAUCUGCAUCGAGGACUAGCUCCUACCCCUGCCCCAUUGAUCUGGCUUUACGAAAAAGAAAGAAAGAAAAACACUCACUGGCUAAGCUAAUACUAAGCGAGUAUUAUUAUACAGAUAUUGUAUUAACUAAUCGUAUUGAUUGCACUUUUUUUGUCUUUAACAAUCCCCCUGGUAGAGUAUCUUCAAUCUGGUGUUUUUAUUUAUUUAUUUUUUCCCCGUGGCGUGUCUCUAAUAUGAGAUACAGUUUCUUUGUCCACCAUUGGAAAAGAAGGUGCGUCACGGGACCUGGCACAGCAAGCUCGUGUUGGAGUCAUCUUGAAGAGGAUGAUUUAUCAGCCCCACCACCAGUCAUUUUUGCCAUUGUCUCUCUGUCUCUCUUCCUCUCUUGCCCCGUGUGGAGUUGUGGGUAUUAUCUCCAUUGUGGACGUGAUGCUGGAUGGACUUUCACGGCUCUGCGUGUUGAGGUGCUACUGGAUCCAGAGAAGCCCCUUCCCUUGGCUUCUUUCCCUCCAGGCCCCCUCCCAGAUCUCCCACUGUUUCUCUGUCCUUUCCACGCUCCGUCUCAUGAACAUGUGGAGCCUGUGGAUUGUGCCCUGGAACAGCCUCGUGUUCAAGAAGAGUCAUCUCUCCCACCUACUCACCCACAGACAACAGAGCCUUGCGGAGGGGCCCGCCAGGCUACCACACUCUCGGAUACUGCUGAAGUAGAGAUAUGUCCCCUGUAUAUUUUAUGUAUGUUGUAUACUGUACGACAGCAUGGCACACAACUCUCUGCUUCUGAUGAGUUUCUGUUUGUUUCCUUUUUUUUUUAAAUCCUGGUCUACAGUUUCCCUUUCAUAGCAGCUUCAGUUUAAUUAUAACGUAAUCAGGAUCCCUUUUCAGGGGGAUCGAAGAACUCUCUAAAAAGAAUAUUUUGCCUGCAAUAUGCCUCAAAACUUUGGCUGUAUUAUAAAUGACUUGCUACUCUGCAGCUGCAAUGCUGCAUUGCGGUAUGAUUUUACCCGGCUGAAAAUCUCAGAUGUAAAUAGUUAAAGAGAAAGCCGUUUAUUUUCCCUCACAGAGUGACAGGAAGAUAAGUCUUUACUCAAAGGAAACAAGGCAGCCAUGUGCAGUUUAAAGCAUUAAAGCAAGCAGCAUUAAUUUAAUGUUAAUUAAGCAAGCAGAUAAACGAUUGCUAGGAUUAGUUUGUGCGCUGCUUCGGGAUGUAAACAGAGGUUUUGUAAAUGUUCUUUGAGCCUACCACAUGAAUGUUAGAGAGAGAAUGUGAAAGCCCUCCCUACCCUGUGGUAUGUCUCAUGGUAGCUGCACCAGGUUCUGGAAGCAAUCCAUACUGUGAUGACUUUGAUGGGAGGGUAUCAUAGAGGGGGGGGGGGGGGUCCCUUUUCAUAGCAAGGAACAGAUAAAAAUAAGUAAAAAAAAAAAUAACAGAAGUGCUUGCAUCACUAUGUCACCUUUCGGCCUCUGAUUUCUGCUUCAUAUUUCUCCAUGAAAGUGCGAUGUGUAUUCAAUGCGAAGUAUAACGUUUUGUGUCUGUGAAGCGAACGUAAAACAAAACAACAGAAAAACUAAAACUGUGCCACUGAACAGUUGUUCGGAGCCGUGUGCUCUGUGUGUUUCAGGGUGUGUGUUUUUGUUCCCCGGUGGAGGAGCGAGGUACAGUGAAGUUCAUAUUCUAGAGACAGCAUGACAAGUUCGCCACAGAAACAGCACUCAUACUGUCCGUCUGUGAUUGUCUGACUACCUUGGAAAACAAAAAAAAAUAACGUUUUACUGCUAUUUUUUGUCUUUUAAUGAAUGUCUUUUCAAUAUUUUUAUCAACAACCUCCUUAUGAGGUGUUUUGUUUUUCUCCAAAGACCAGAGGCAUUACUCAUGUUCUUUUUUUAAAAGUUAUGAUUCUCCUUAUACGAUGAUGAUGAUGAUGAUUAUGAUUAUUAUUAUUAUUAUUGUCGUUGUUGUAUUAGUACAGCGCUUUACUGUGGAAAUGUAAGUCUAAAAUGGUGUAAUCUUUAUGGGGGGUCUGGAGCAGUGCAAUGUAUGAAGCAGGGGUGCGUCAUGUCUUUGAGUAUUUCAGUGUGUUUUGAUAAAGAAAAGGCACUAAGUGUCUCUAAGUGUGGGCCAGAGAUGGGACUGUUGAACAGGUGACCUGAUGACCUUGAGAUUUUCUGCCUUGCGUGUCCUCCUUGGGCCAAACCUGUGUUUGUCAAAUGACUGAAUGAAGCACUUUAUCUGGGGAGAGAUACUGUCUCAAGGUGUCAUUGGAGUCCAAGUGUAAAUGACGGCCAGACUAAAGUCGGUUCUUUGAAGUAGUUAGUGCGGUAGACAUCAUUAACACACAACUUUGCAGCCCCCUCUCAAAACCCUCUUUCAAAAGAGCAGCCUUCGAUUCAGGUUGUUCUCCUCCAAACGUAUGUAUGUACAGUCCACUUAAGUACCAAGCUCAACCCUUUGAUUGUGUGCCUAACUCGGGCCAUAAUGCACAGUGGUUUUGAGUAGUUUUGAGACAAAAUGCGUACGAUCAAGCUGUACGAGCUUGUGUGUAAAACUCAUCCAACAUAGGCUCAUAAGGUAACGUUUCCCUGGCUUGAACUCACUAAGUGAUGUCAAAAUACCAAUGCUCAUUUGCUUGCAACUCUGGCAUGUCAUGUGACAGUUGUUGGUGUCCACAGACAUCUAAAUGUUCAGUAGGCCAUACACUUACAGUAGCCCAGACCAGAGACAAGAAACCAAUGCCGUAUGAAGACCUAACGUUUUCUCACUCUACAGUAUUUUGUUGGAUGGAGGAAGUCAAAAUUUGACCCAGAUCUUUGUAAGCAGCCAGUUAUUUUUUUUGUUUCUGUUUAGUCAAAUAUAGUUCUGUUGUGUUCUUAGUUCAUCAGAGUGCCGAAAAACGACUGACUAUAGCUCUAAAUGAAAUGCAAUCAAACUGAAGCCAGUAUGAAUGUAGGAAGUAUAUAGCAAACAUAAGAGGCUUCAGUCUAAUACUAUUCAAUGUAUUUACACUAUUCACUCAUUAACUCUUGGCUUUAAAAGCUAUCAGGAGACCUUGGCUGCGGCACCGUUCGAUGUGAAAUACGCACAGCAUGUAGAAAUGUUCUCUGUCGACUUUGAGGAGGCAGAUGUGUAUUUAUUAAGGAAAGGAGGUGUGAUCAGUUAUGGAAUGCAGUAUUUCGCUCCGGUGCGAGCAUUUGUUGUGAACAAGAAGUGAAAAGGACAUGAACAAUGAGUCAUCAUCUUUUCCUUUGUACUCAGUGUAUUUGUUUAAUGUGUUUUAAUAAAUUCUCUCAGUAAGAAAUGAGAAACCAAA
Clupea harengus (Atlantic herring) is the source of this 10419-nucleotide messenger RNA. It is a transcript of the gene chd5, whose product is annotated as chromodomain helicase DNA binding protein 5. The record is from RefSeq and is a predicted model, not a curated record. Gene Ontology annotation, biological process: chromatin remodeling. Gene Ontology annotation, molecular function: ATP-dependent chromatin remodeler activity; histone binding; chromatin binding. Gene Ontology annotation, cellular component: NuRD complex; chromatin; nucleus. NCBI's taxonomy places the organism in Eukaryota, Metazoa, Chordata, Actinopteri, Clupeiformes, Clupeidae.